AUGAGCACCGACCCCGAGACUCCCGAUGCGCCUGACGGACUCGACCACCAUGACGAAGAAAGCGAAGCUGACGAUGAAGCUGUCAAUGACGCUAGCAUGCACGAUGCGGAAGAGGAUGAAGGUGCCGCUGAGGGCGAAGGUGAAGCUGAUGCCGAGACUGAACGAACACUGCCAAAUGGCAAACCUUACACCGUGUCCGAUGAACCUCCAGACUACAGCGUGUUCAACAACCCACCCAAUCUCGCCGAAAUGCGCGAGAGGCUUUUCUCCCUCGAAGACCCCGUAAAGCUGCCGGUCGCGGACUGGCAAAGUUACUUUCCUUUUGUCGACAACGUCUGGCGCAAGAUGAGAAGUACGGAAUCCCAGCCGGAGGACGUUGCUGCCACGGUCGACUAUUAUGCCUGCAGACUUCGUCGCGGAGCCGUCCCCAAGCCUCACACGCCCCGUCCAACCCCAGAGGGUAAACAACAGAGAAAGAAAAGAGCUCGGGAGGAAAAGACAUGUGCCAUGACUAUGAAGGUGGUCUACAAUCACGGUCCAAUAGAGACCUGCACCAUUUCCAAGGCUACCGAUGGUGUGAUGAGACAUUCACAUGACCUGGACUACGUCGAUAGUACCAAGCGAAACACCGGGAUCAUGGACACAGCUCGCCGUGAGGCUGCCAAAGCUUAUCUGCCGGCUUCGAUAUUUUGGAAGAUGUGGACGGAGCCUGAAAAGAUGCAUGCUGCAGGUGGAAAGUUUAUGAAAAUGUCAGAUGUCCGAAAUGUUCAAUAUGCCUGGCGCCAGGGACAUCAGCAGGUUGUUCUGAAAGCACACAAGGGCUUCAAUCAACAACGCGCACCACGACAGCCGCCAGCAGCACCUCCGCCUCCGCCAAAGCCUCAAUUCCAACCCUCCAUGCAGCCUGGCGUUUUUGGCCGACUGGAACCCGUAAAAGGAGAUGCACGAAACGAGCCCGCAACAACUAUUCAUUGGGACACAUUACAGUACCCCCAUCAUGCUAGAGGUUUCUUAGAACCAUAUGUGCCCGAUCCCAAACUUACGGCGGUUCGGAAUCGUCCCCACAUCACUCUGACCUGGGCAAGCAGCCUUGACGGCCGCAUCAGUCAAGUGCCCGGAGUUCCUACCGCCGUAUCUGGUCCAGAGACAAAGGCCAUGACACACUAUUUGCGAAGUCGACACGAUGCCGUCUUGAUUGGUGUUAGAACAGCCAUGGCGGACGAUCCUGCGCUGAACUGUCGACUUGCCAACCCGGGCGGAUAUGGUGGGCUGGCUUGGGAGUUCCAACCACGGCCGAUCAUCAUUGAUCCUCAUGCACGCCUGCGAAUUCUGCCAGACAUGAAGGUACUCAAAACAGCUGCCGAGGGUCGGGGCAAGGCGCCUUGGGUGGUGGUUGCUCCCGGCGCAAUGCUACAUCCCUUUGCUGUGAGCACGCUGAAAGAGCAUGGUGGAGAAUACCUGAUGAUCAAUGACUACCAUCCAGUUCCGGGGCAACAAGCAGGUCUAAACUGGGAAGGCAUUUUCCAUGUGCUCUUUCGAGAGGGUAUAAAGAGCGUCAUGGUUGAAGGCGGUGGGAUCGUGCUUUCAGAGCUAUUGGAAAUGCGUCGCUCCCAUCUGAUCGAUUCUAUCAUUCUCACGAUUGCUCCCACAUUUUUUGGCAGUGCAGGGGUGAUGGUCUCUCCAGGUACUGCAGUUGACCAUAGCGGACGACCCAUCGCUACGAGGUUGAGAAAUGUCAGGUGGCAACCAAUGGGAGACGCCGACGUGGUUAUGUGUGGCCAUAUGACUGUCGACCAGCCGCCACUUACAAACGGUAUGCUCUCUGGGAUCGAGGAAUACUCGCGGACAGCGCCAGGCAUUCCAAAUCAGCAACAGCAGCUGCAGCAGCCUCGACCCCAACCAUCAGGACAACAACCACCUCCCGCUCUGCUAGCACCUCCACAAACCUCCACUGUGCAGGGUGAAGCGCAUGUAUCCACGAAUGUUCCUGCUACAAGUCCUAAGCCAGUGGCACCCGCGCCUUCACCAGCAGCAGUACCUCCAGCGGCAUCUGCUCCCACAAAGCCGUAG
Fonsecaea multimorphosa CBS 102226 is the source of this 2070-nucleotide messenger RNA. RefSeq lists its product as uncharacterized. The record is from RefSeq and is a predicted model, not a curated record. NCBI's taxonomy places the organism in Eukaryota, Fungi, Ascomycota, Eurotiomycetes, Chaetothyriales, Herpotrichiellaceae. The coding region runs from base 1 to 2070 and encodes 689 amino acids. Gene Ontology annotation, biological process: riboflavin biosynthetic process. Gene Ontology annotation, molecular function: 5-amino-6-(5-phosphoribosylamino)uracil reductase activity. The transcript has a single exon.